Messenger RNA from Equus quagga, 1541 nucleotides. RefSeq names its product achaete-scute family bHLH transcription factor 2 (gene ASCL2). NCBI's taxonomy places the organism in Eukaryota, Metazoa, Chordata, Mammalia, Perissodactyla, Equidae. Gene Ontology annotation, molecular function: RNA polymerase II transcription regulatory region sequence-specific DNA binding; DNA-binding transcription factor activity, RNA polymerase II-specific; protein dimerization activity. Gene Ontology annotation, cellular component: RNA polymerase II transcription regulator complex. The record is from RefSeq and is a predicted model, not a curated record. The transcript is spliced from 2 exons. Gene Ontology annotation, biological process: neuron differentiation; sensory organ development; regulation of neurogenesis. The coding region runs from base 371 to 952 and encodes 193 amino acids.
AGGGCGAGGCAAGGGAAGGAGGGCGUGAGAAAGGAGGCGGCGGCGGCGCGGAGGAGGGUUAUCUAUACAUUUAAAAACGAGCCGCCUGAGUCGCGCCGGGAAGACUUGGGGAGCGUCCGACAGCACGCGCGGGACACGAGCGCCCCACGCUCCCCCGCGCGCACGGCCCGCCACUUCUCGGCCUCCAGUGCCUUGCUGUCCCGGGGUCCCAGACAACCUGGGACGCGUACUCUGGGGAGUCUCUGCGGCGCAGUGCCAGAGGCCCCCUUGGGGCUCGACCGUUGACCCACCGAUCUCCGUCCCUCUGCCCGCAUUUUCCUGCGGCAAGCCGGAGCUCGGAGGAAUUGCCGAGCGAGUGAAUGCCGGAGCGAUGGACAGCGGCGCGCUGCCCCGGCCCGCGCCCCCCGCGCCUGGCGUCUCGGGCGGCUGCGCCACUCGGCGGCGACCUGUGUCCCCAGAGCUGCUGCGCUGUAGCCGGCGGCGGCGGCCAGGCGCGGCGGAGACCGGGGGUGGCGCUGCGGCUGUGGCGCGGCGCAACGAGCGCGAGCGCAACCGCGUGAAGCUGGUGAACUUGGGGUUCCAGGCCCUGCGGCAGCACGUGCCGCACGGCGGCGCCAGCAAGAAGCUGAGCAAGGUGGAGACACUGCGCUCGGCCGUGGAAUACAUCCGCGCGCUGCAGCGCCUGCUGGCCGAGCACGAUGCGGUGCGCGCCGCGUUGGCUGGGGGGCUGCUGGCGCCAGCUGCGCGGCCCCCAGCACCUCGAGGGCCGCGCGGGACCCCCGCCGCCGCCGCCUCGCCCUCCUGCGCCUCAUCGUCCCCGGGCCGCGGGGGCAGCUCGGAGCCCGGAUCCCCGCGCUCCGCCUACUCGUCGGACGAGAGCGGCUGUGAGGGUGCGCUGAGCCCCGAGGAGCGCGAGCUGCUUGACUUCUCCAGCUGGUUAGGGGGCUACUGAGCGCCCGCCUGACGAGCCGCGCCCUGGACGCUGAGCGGCAGGCGUGCUCACCACCUGGGAGCCAGCACGGUGGACCCGCCCGUGCCUCUGUCCCCGCCGUCCCGGCGGGCCAAGCCGCCACCGAGCCGGGGACCCCGCCGACGCCCCCUCGGCCGUCCAGCCUGACCAGGUGCCGCUGUGGAAACGGUCCCGGCCUGACCUCGCGCGGUUCCGACCGUCCCUCCCGCCUCCGGGCUUUCCACGUGGAAGGGGGCUGGGCACCGACACUUGGAGGAUUUUCUGACGGGCAGAGGAUUUUGUGAGGGCGUCACGGAGAAUCCAUUUUUUACACAUUCACUUGAACUGUCCAGGGACACUGGCAAUAGGAAGACUUAUUUUUGUGCAAAGAAUCUUUAGACUUGGGACACAAUAAAGGUUAUCUACCCCCGCUCCACCCCCACUACCUGGAAUUUUCUAACCUGGUCAAGAUCGGACCCCGCAGGACCUGAGGAGCAGGGUUCCUGGCGGGCGUACCCUCAGCGCUGGGUUGAUGCAGGGCAGCCCUCUGGGCUCGCGAGAGACCCGGGGCGGGAAACCCGUUUUUGGGAAG